GCGCGGCCCGCCGGGAGUUGUAGUGCGCGGCGGGGCCGGGGCGCUGUCACGCGCUCGACGCGGCCCCCCCGGACGGCGCCGUCCCUCCGCGCCGCGGCAGACGCAGCUCUGCACACCGCCGCCGACCCUCGGCAAGGUUUAUUCUCCGGCCGGCGAGUGCUGGGGAGAGCGGCAGCGCCGUCGCCUGAAUGCUGCCGGUCCCCGGUAACCUUCAGCUUCCCUUUCCGUUAACGGCAUUUGGUCUCCACCGGUGAUGCUCAGCCUGCGUCCGUGCUCUGGCUCCGAUUCCUUUGGAGAGCGGCCAAAAUCUCUGCGGUUUCGCCGUGUCGGUGGCCGGGAAGGGCGUCUCUUUAACAUUCGUUGGAGGAUGCGGUCCUCGCUGCUCCCGGCUGUGUAUUCGGCGUUUAUCAAAGCUCGGGUAACUCAGCGCCCCCCCGGGGAGGCGCACACACGAAGGGUCAGACUGUAUGUGGAGGGCGGCGCCGGCGGCGCGCACCCUGCUUCGACCUCGCCAUGAAAUAGGCGUCCCGCUCCCGCUGACGGGAGGCUCUUUGGUAUCUGUACGCACGGCGCGAGGUUAAGGAACAGCGGUUGGGGUGUUGGUCCGACCAGUUUAUUGCAGAUCUUAAUCAGGGAGAUGGGGAAAGGGGAGAAGGGCACUGAUGCGGGUGGGGGCGAUGGGGGAGGGAAGAAGGGCGGCAGCAAAGACGGGAAAUAGGAGCAAGGAGUCUCUAUAGGAAGCAAGAGGGGGACGGUCACCGCCGUGGCUCCAGCGCGGUUCGUGGUUCGGUCGUUGGUCUUCAGCAGUGGUGGGUCGUUGGGCGGCGGGGUUCCGUUGGUGGCGGCACAAAGUGGUUCAUGAGCCCAAAGCCGUCGAGUCGGCCCUCCUCGGAGCGGCAGCGUCCGGCUCCGGGAUCUCAGCAGAAACUCCUUUGUUCCCAUCUUCCUGGCCUUGCCAGCAGAGCGGAGGGCGCAGGGAUGCCCGACAGCAUCCUAUUUGCCACAGGGCACCGUGCUGUCGUUCCCCAGUUACCCCGCACCGAGCUGGGGCUGUUUCGUCACAGGGUGAACUUUGCGCCGGUAACCGCUCCUGAGCGCUUCCUUCCGGACGCGAACAGCUCCACAGGGGUGCUUUCAAACGUGAAACGGUGGUCCACGCAGCGAUGCUGACUGCCGCACGGCAACACCCACCUCACACCCAAGUCAGAGCCUCAGCGCGAGGACUGCCUCCGAAAGCCGGCUUUGAGCCGAAGGACAGAGGGUUCCUACAGCGAGCAGCGGUGGCGGGGACGGGGACGGGGCGCCCGGAGGUCCCCUCGAGCUGCGGAACGGCACUCAGCCUCACAUGAGUCUGCAUAGAAGGUGCUUUAUGUAAGGCGGACACACGGGGGGGGGGGGGGUCGCACCCCCCCAACUGCGGCACGAGCGGCUCUCAGGCAGCCCUAUUUAUGCCACACGAUGUGCACGCUCAUAGUUCGGCCAAGCAUGUCAUGGUAACUCAUUCCAGACAGCGGGUCGUGCUAUGCUGGCUGACUCCGCGAAUGGUUUCCUGUUUCUCAGUCCUCUGAGUCUUUUUGAAUACGAUUUCCUUUGUGCUCAUUGGUCUGGGUUCUUAUUGGAAGGCUUCAGACCUGCAACCCCACAGGCCCCCUCCUUCACACCGUGCUGCUGCUAAGAAAAGCCUUGCCCCUUUCCACCAAACCCCUCCCAGGUGCAUCCUAUUCCUAGUAAAGAAGUCCUUGAACUCCGCCUCUGAACUCCCCUGCAGGGCCAUGCGGAUCCUGACGUGCCCGGCCCACCUGCAGCGCCUGGAGGCCGCCCUGCGCAGCAGCCUGCCUGACGCCCUGCCGGUGUAUGGGGCCGUGCUGAACAUCAACCGCGGCAACCCCGGGGACUUCGAGGUGGCAGUGGACGCCUGGCCCAACUUCGGCGCUGUGCUGGCGCGGCGCAGAGGAGAGGCACCGCUGAAUGACAGCUACAGGAACCUGUGCAGCGCCUUCUACCGGGACGUGGGCGCCUACCGGGCCCUGCUGGAGAGCCCGGGCUGCCUGCGCUGGGACUCCGCGUUCCACAUCCUCGGGCUGCAGGACGGCGUGCUGACGGUGUCUCAGGACAUUGCUCUGGCCAAGGGCGUGGAGCUGGAGGUGACCGAGUACUACACGUACCUGCACCCUGACCCCAGCACUCUACCAGAGCCACAGCUGGACCCUGAUGUGCAGCUGGGCACACUGAGCCCGGCACACGUGGAGCUGCUGAACUCAACGUGGCCGUACGGGGGGAACGUGUGGAGCCGGCGCUACCUGGGGGAGCUGCUGCGCCGAUUCCCACACCUCUGCCUGCAGGACCCGGCCGGGAAUCUGCUGGGCUGGAUGCUGACCAACGGCUUCGCAGCGGGGACGCACGGCUACAUCGUGCCGACCCAGCGGCGCCGCGGACUGAUGCGGGCGCUGACGAUCAUGGCUGCCCGGCAGGCGCACGGCCGCGGCUUCCCGGUGUACGGCCACACGGCCACGGAUAACCGAGCGAUGCAGCGGCUGCUGGAGGAGUUGGGGCACCGGCGGCUGCCGGGGCUGUGCUACUUCGUGCUGUAUAACCCUGCCCUGGCGCGGGCUGCGCCCGGAGCGCCCCCGGGGAGUAACGCGUGAAUAAAAGCAAUCGGACCGAAAAGA
Gallus gallus (chicken) is the source of this 2669-nucleotide messenger RNA. Its product is annotated as glycine N-acyltransferase-like protein 3. Gene Ontology annotation, cellular component: mitochondrion. The record is from RefSeq and is a predicted model, not a curated record. Lineage: Eukaryota; Metazoa; Chordata; Aves; Galliformes; Phasianidae. Gene Ontology annotation, molecular function: glycine N-acyltransferase activity. The transcript has 6 exons. The coding region runs from base 1773 to 2645 and encodes 290 amino acids.